Messenger RNA from Plasmodium gonderi, 900 nucleotides. RefSeq names its product variable surface protein. The record is from RefSeq and is a predicted model, not a curated record. NCBI's taxonomy places the organism in Eukaryota, Apicomplexa, Aconoidasida, Haemosporida, Plasmodiidae. Bases 1 to 900 code for a protein of 299 amino acids. The transcript is spliced from 3 exons.
AUGUUACAUGAAAUGGAUAAAUCUAUAGUACUUUUGAAUCAUUACAGUAUAAACUACAACAAAAUAAUAUAUAUAUAUUAUUGGGUAAACUUAUUCCCCAUAUUUAAUGAUAUUAUAGUUAAAUACAAAGAUGAUAAUGGAGGAGCAAUAUGGGGAAAAGAAUGUCCAAAAAUAUUAAAUGAUCCUUUAAUAGAUAAUUCGUUAAAAAACGCACCAAAUAAUAAGGAAAUAUGUAUUCAGGCUAUGCUUUAUCUAGGUGAUAUAGAUACUAUUGAAAAUAAACUUUUAAGAGAAAUUGCCUGUAAAUAUUUUUAUUAUUGGAUAUGCCAUAACAUUCAAAGUAUAAAUAACGUUCAGGAUAUCAAAAAUAAUUAUGAUGGAUUCCUUAAAAUUUUUAGAGAAAAUGUGAAAGAACAGCCUAAAUAUGUAUGUGCAAAUCAAUUUGAAGAUGUUAUAUAUGAAGAUUUGGAAAUACUUAAAUAUAUAAAUCUUAUGUAUAAAAAAUAUGAUAGAAAUAGGUGGACACACUGGAAUUACAGUAAAAAAGAUUUUUAUGAAGCAGCAAUAAAUACUAUAAAUAAAUACAGUGAAAAAAUUGAAACAAGAGAUAUCUUAACUUGUGAAUCUAGAGAGGAUACUAUAACACAAAUAUUAACCCCUUGCAAAAGUAGUAUGUUUUCUCCUAUUAUAAUAACAAUGGUGCUAACGCUAUUAAUAUCUAUUUCAUUAAUGAUUUUUUUUAAGUACACAAAAUAUGGAUCAUGGUUGCAAUAUGUAAUAUUAAGGAGAACAAACGAGAUGAAAUUUAUAAGUGAAGAAAUAAAAAGGAUGAAUGAAACCGAUAGAGAAAGAAGUGUAAAUAGAAAUAUAAGACAUAAUAUAUUAUAUAAUUCUAUCUAA